Messenger RNA from Phragmites australis (common reed), 2115 nucleotides. Its product is annotated as galactoside 2-alpha-L-fucosyltransferase-like. The record is from RefSeq and is a predicted model, not a curated record. Gene Ontology annotation, biological process: xyloglucan biosynthetic process; cell wall biogenesis. Gene Ontology annotation, molecular function: galactoside 2-alpha-L-fucosyltransferase activity. Lineage: Eukaryota; Viridiplantae; Streptophyta; Magnoliopsida; Poales; Poaceae. Gene Ontology annotation, cellular component: membrane; Golgi apparatus. The coding region runs from base 286 to 1986 and encodes 566 amino acids. The transcript has 2 exons.
AAGAGCUAAUAACGGCAAUAUCAGCUUUACCAAUACAAGUAGUCCAAGUACAUGAUCCUCAAAUUAAUCGAAUUCAGCUCUGGUUUGGCACGCAGAUCAAGUACGUACAUGAGCCACAGAUUCAGCUUCAGGGCCCGAUUGCUCCAUUCUUCUACGUACCGUGCACUGUGACGAACGGCAGGUCCAACUCCAACGUGCAGUACUCGUCUCGUAGCAAGCGGCUGUGAAUCCAUUGAAGCCUUGGCACUGCAGUUCCGAUCGGCCGUGCCGGUGCAGAGGUGAUCGAUGGAGAUGAGUGGCGCUGGAGGCGUGCCAAAGUUGGACGAUCCGGCGGAGGAGCCAUGGCCGGCGGCGACUGCCUGCAUGACGAGGAGGGAGAAGGAGAGGUGGCGCCGGGUGCUGAUCAUCGUCUGCCUGGUAUUGCUCGUGUUCUUCCUCCUCAGGUUGGAGAGCCCGUCAAUGGUUUGGCAGAGCGCUAGAGCAAAGCUGACCGCGAUGCAUGGAGGAGGGUUUAUGAACGCUUCUCAUGCCGGUGCAACCAAGGCAGACGAGCUCCUCGGCGGGCUGCUUGCGCCCGGCUUCAGCCGCCGCUCGUGCUUGAGCCGGUACCAGUCCCAUCAGUAUUACAAGCACUUCCCUUACGCGCCGUCAUCGUACCUCCUACACAAGCUGCGUUCCUACGAGGCUCGGCACAAGAAGUGCGCCCCCGGCACGCCGCUCUACGCCAAGUCCGUCGAGCAGCUCCGGUCCGGCCGCAGCGCCGAGGCCAUGGAGUGCAACUACCUCGUCUGGCUCCCCUUCGAUGGCCUCGGCAACCGCAUGCUGUCGAUGGUCAGUGGCUUCCUGUACGCGCUCCUGACCGACCGCGUCCUCCUCGUCGCCUUGCCCCAGGACUCCUCCGAUCUGUUCUGCGAGCCGUUCCCGGACACGACAUGGUUGCUCCCGCCGGACUUCCCCGUGGCCAACCUGUUCGGGCUCGGUCCGCAGCCUGACCAGUCAUACACGAGCCUCCUCGACAAGAAGAAGAUGGUGAACGACCCGGCGAACGCGACGGCGCUGUCCGUGCCACCGUACGUGUACUUGAGCUUAGGGUACCAGCUCGUGGACAAGCUCUUCUUCUGUGGCGAGGACCAGCUCGUGCUCGCCAAGGUGAACUGGCUGCUGCUGUACAGUGACCUGUACUUCGUGCCGUCGCUGUACUCGAUCGCAGAGUUCCAGAACGAGCUCCGGCGGCUGUUCCCAGCCAAGGAGAGCGUGGCUCAUCUUCUUGCCCGGUACUUGCUCCACCCUACCAAUUCCGUGUGGGGCUUGGUAACGAGGUACUACCACUCGUACCUGGAUCAGGCGAAGCAAAGGAUCGGCAUACAGAUCAGGAUGUUUAACUUCGCUUCCAUCCCGGCCGAUGACAUGUACAACCAAAUCCUUGCGUGCUCCCGGCAGGAGCACAUACUGCCGGAGACCGAUGGUGACGAGGCGGCGGCGGCGACCGGCAACCUCAGCGCGACGAACAACGGUGGUGACGAGGCGGAGGACGGCUACACGGCCAUCUUGAUCGCGUCUCUGUACGCCGACUACUACGAGAGGAUGAGGUCGGCGUACUACGAGCACGCAGCCAGGGGAGGCGCAAGGGUGGGUGUGUUCCAGCCGACCCACGAGGAGCGGCAAGCUACGGAGAAGCUGGCGCACAAUCAGAAGGCUCUCGCGGAGAUCUACCUGCUCAGCUUCUCCGAAGUCCUGCUCACGUCCGGGAUGUCCACGUUCGGGUACGUGAGCAGCAGCCUCGCGGGGCUGAGGCCCACGAUCCUGCUCCCGGCACAUGGCCAUAGGGUUCCCGAGACGCCAUGCCUGCAAGCCGUGUCCAUGGAGCCGUGCAACCUCACGCCGGCCCGCGAGGAAUGCCGGGGCAAGGCCGUGGACAAGGAGGACCUGGCCCGGCACAUCAAGGUCUGCGAGGACUUUCAAGGAGGGGUUAAGUUCUUUGAUUAGGCAUUGUUGAUUGUGUUUCGCUGCUACGAGCUUGCUGUUAGAUAUGUUUCAUUGUUUGUGCCACGUUUGUCUAACUAGCAUGGUGUCUCGCUCAAUUUUGUGCAGCUAGGACAAUACAACUAUCAUAAU